Molecule: messenger RNA, 14720 nt
Organism: Cottoperca gobio
Lineage: Eukaryota; Metazoa; Chordata; Actinopteri; Perciformes; Bovichtidae
Product: serine/threonine-protein kinase WNK1-like
Biological process (GO): protein phosphorylation
Molecular function (GO): protein serine/threonine kinase activity; ATP binding
Source: RefSeq, a predicted model, not a curated record
UAGAGAGCAGACGGAGCAGCCGUCCGAUGGCUUGAAAACGGGGAAUAACUGUGGAUCACAGCGGAUUUAUUGCGCCACACAAGCCAAGAGGAGCAAAACGGCGGUCACAGGAGGAGAUUGGAUGUUGAUACGAAAGAGGAUAUAGCAUCUUUGAGUGAGACUGUUGGCUUUUGGUUGCGGUUGCAGACCCGGACACAGACAACACAGAGACAGACGGAAAGAAGUACCAGAGCCGCCGCGACACCACCGAGCGAACUUGGCUUCUCUGCCCGGUGGGAGGUGUCUGUCUGUCGGUCGCGGCUCACUGCACAUACCGCUCACCGCCACGCUGUUCGGACCUUCUUCUUUUUUUUUUUAGAAGGAUACGGUUGUUACUAAGUUAUGUUUUUGUAAAUAUCUUCUUUUUCGGGGUUUUCGACAACCAACUGUGGCUUUAAUGUGACGCACUAUACUGACAUUUGUGCUGUGUCGGAGCGGACCCCCACUGCAGAGGAGUUACAGGCUUAUAAAUCAAGUUUUUACCUUCAUAUUUCUACGGUGCCAAGACAGCCCACACCAAUGUAAUAGAGACAAGGGCCAAAGCAGAUCAAGCUGGGCCAGGCUUGGCCAGGCUAGGCCUACCUAGCCUUCUGUCUGGCCUUACCAGACAGGAAAGUGACCUCUACACAGAGUCCUAUCGUCAACGACUAGGGGGUGUGUUCUGAAAGAAACUUCACCAGACCUGCACGUCCAGCUGUCACGGAUUGGAUUCCAAUCAUAUUUUGUUUUAUCAGCCCUGGAGAGGCCAUAGUGGUCCGUGCUAUCGCCAGUCCUUCCAUGUCGUGGAUGUCCCUAUCUGGAUGUUGGCAACAGGAUGGAUUCGGGUGUUAAUUUGACGGUUGUCACCUCAUUGCAGUUUUUGCACCCCCCCUCCUUUGACUGGCUUUCGUCCUUUCCCUCCCCAAUCUUUAAGCGAAAGCCCCUGCCUCUCUCUUGGGGCUUUCCUGAGCCCUGUACAGAAGGGCCUUGUUGGAACUGUAGGUUGUCUUGUUGAAACAAUUGACAUUGCAAAGAGGAAGCAGACUUAUACAUCCCUUUUCUUUUUCCUUGGGUUUGGAGGUUGGAGAGCUUUUCAUUUGACAAAGAGGCUUGCAAGUAGAGAUUUGUGCCUGCAUACACAUAGUGUACACAUUUAUUUAUACGUACAGAAUUCCUUUUUUGUGGUCUGAGCCUCGGGUGGAAUGUCUGAAAGCAAUAGUAGCAGUAAAGCGGUGAAAUUCAUUGCUCCGGCCCCCCCUCCUCCCUCAGCCUCUACCUCUCUAUCCCCCCAGACCCCCAAUAAGAAUGUGAACGGCUCCGUCAGUUCAGACACGGACGUGGUGGAGAAGCUCGGUGUACACCCUGAGGUCCAACGCCGGCGCCACACGAUGGAUAGAGACUCUAAAAUAGCCGAGCAUCGUUUCUUCCGCCGGAGUGUCAUUUGUGACUCCAAUGUCACAGCUUUGGACCUGCCCAGCAAAGCAGCUGUGAUAAUCACCUCACCUCCAGACUGUGAAGGGGCUCCCACCUUCUUGCUUCCACAGCCCUCAGGUCCUGGACUUGGGGUUCGAGACGCUGAAGGCGGGGAGGUUUCAAGAGUUCCCUAUGUGCAAAGCUCAACCCUUCAGCCUGGCCUUGGUGGGGCAGUUGCGGAGGGGCACUUAGAAAAUGCUGAUGAAGAAUUAGGUGAGGGCAGUAUCACGAUUGCUGUUCCCACCAGUGGUAUUGUUGAAGAACAUACUGCAGACGGGGCAGUAAAAGAGCCCAGCCCGGCAGUAUUGGAUGUUACCGACAAAACGGUGGGCAAACAGCCUGACGUCACAUUGCGCCCCAGAGGUGUAGGGGACACACAACAGGUGGCAAAAGAUGGAAAAGUGAUAGAACAUGUGGACGGGGGUAGUGUUAGUACUCCGACAGAGGAGAAAGAGAAGGAGACAGAGGAGGAGAGAGAGCUGGCAAAAGCACGAGCGGAGCAGAGGGAGGCCGAGAAACGAGUGCAAGAGGAUAUAGAGGAGGUGGAGACAAAAGCUGUGGGGACUUCAACAGAUGGGCGCUUCCUAAAAUUUGACAUCGAGAUUGGAAGAGGGUCCUUUAAGACUGUGUACAAGGGACUGGAUACAGAGACGACUGUGGAAGUGGCAUGGUGUGAGCUCCAGGAUCGCAAGCUGUCCAAGUCGGAGCGCCAGCGCUUUAAAGAGGAGGCCGGGAUGUUGAAGGGUCUCCAGCAUCCUAACAUUGUCCGCUUCUAUGACUCCUGGGAGGGACCCUGCAAAGGAAAGAAAUGUAUUGUUCUGGUGACGGAGCUCAUGACAUCUGGCACACUUAAAACCUACCUGAAGCGUUUCAAGGUGAUGAAAAUCAAGGUUCUGCGCUCGUGGUGCAGACAGAUCCUCAAAGGCCUUCACUUCCUGCACACCAGAACCCCGCCCAUCAUUCACAGGGACCUGAAGUGCGACAACAUCUUUAUCACAGGGCCCACAGGCUCGGUGAAGAUAGGGGACCUGGGUUUAGCCACGCUAAAGAGGGCCUCCUUUGCCAAGAGUGUCAUAGGAACCCCAGAGUUUAUGGCUCCAGAGAUGUAUGAGGAGAAGUAUGAUGAAUCCGUAGACGUCUACGCCUUCGGGAUGUGUAUGCUGGAGAUGGCUACCUCAGAGUACCCCUACUCUGAAUGUCAAAACGCUGCCCAGAUCUACAGGCGGGUUACUAGUGGAGUUAAGCCUGGCAGCUUUGACAAGGUAGCCAUUCCUGAGGUGAAGGAAAUUAUAGAAGGCUGCAUCAGAACAAACAAGGAUGAGAGGUAUGCAAUAAAGAUCUUGUUGAACCAUGCGUUCUUCCAGGAGGACACGGGGGUCAGGGUUGAACUGGCAGAGGAGGAUGAUGGGGAAAUGAUUGCCAUCAAACUCUGGCUCAGGAUAGAAGACGUCAAGAAGCUCAAAGGCAAAUACAAAGACAACGAAGCCAUCGAGUUCUCCUUUGACCUGAACAAGGACGUCUCUGAAGAUGUGGCCCAGGAAAUGGUUGAGUCUGGAUACGUUGCUGAGGGGGACCAUAAGACCAUGGCCAAGGCUAUCAAGGACCGCGUGUCUCUGAUCCGGCGGAAGAGAGAACAGAGGCAGCUGGUACGAGAGGAGCAGGAGAAGAGAAAACUGGAGACUGAACAACAACAACAACAACAACAGCUUCAGCAGCAACAACAACAACAGCAGCAACAACAACAGCAGCAACAGCAACAACAGCAACAGCAGCAACAACAACAGCAGCAACAACAACAGCAGCAACAAGAAUUACUCAAACUUUCCCACACACAGGUAGAAGUAGAGGAGACUGAAGUGGAGCAACAGCAGCUUCACUAUCAGCAGACCGGCAUCUCACACGCAUCUGAAGGAGGUCUGGACAGCGGACAGGGUUCCUCCGUUUUCUCCUCAGACUCCCCCCACCUGGGUCAACUGACCAUGUCGUACAGCUGUCCCCUCUCCUCUCACCCCCCUUCCCAGCCCCAAACCCCCUACCCCUCCACCCCCGCUGCUAACCCGCAGCAGCACCCAGGCUUCGCCCAGUCACCGCAGCCAAUGCAGCAUUCAAUGCCGCACCCCUACAGUGGAGGAGGAAACACAGGAGGAGCAGGAGGGAGCAUCCCCCUCCAAACUCUCCCAGACCCCCCUACUAUGUUCUUUCCCUCCAUCCCCGAGCGCCCAAUUUCCUUCUCUCCUCCCCCAACUGGGCCUCCUAAAGCCUACAACACCCAGAGACGCAAGAGCACGUCCAUUCUCGAGGCACAUACCCGACACUUCCAGCCUGCUUACACUCGCUAUGGGAGCAGCCUGCAUCCCUUUUCUGGGAUGGAGGGCGUUGAGACCCCUUCUCUCUUCAUGGUAAAUCCCAGUUUUGCAGCAGCUGCUCAAAGACUUGGUGUUGGGGAGCCGCUGCAUCUCCAAGGACAAUCUGACCCAAGUUUGUACGGUUAUAAAGACAUGAGAGCAGAGCAUGAGGAAGCAGUGAGGAGGUUAAGUCUAAAUCAAGCUGUCUUAUUGGACCAUUAUGAAGCAAUGGCAUAUGGAGGAUACCCAAUGACUGCACACCAGCUUGGCCACUUGAGUUUCCAUCAGCAGAGGCAAGCCGCAGCUGCUAGUAUGGGUUAUGAUCCUGUUCCUCCACCCCAACCAGGGUUCUUGCACACACACCUCAUGCAAAGAAUGAGCGCACACAGCCCAAUCCCUCCACCUUUACCCACCGGUGGCUCUUCUUCAUCAUCUGAUGGAUGCUAUCCUCCACCACAGCAUGCUUCCUCUUCUGCUUUCCCUAUGUCUGCACCUCCAGUAAUGGCCGAAGCCCCACCAUCCACAGGAAGUGUUUUCGAGUUCCAUUUAGCAGCAGCCGCUGCCGCAGCUGCUGCUGCGGACCCUAGCCUCCUGGCUUCCAGACUUUACCGGGCCCGAAGGAGCUCCAUGGACCUACCAUUAGAGGACAACACUGGAACUGGAUCAGGUGGUUCAGGCACGUAUAGUCGUCUCCAGCCGGUGACAGAAGAGCUGUACUCGUAUAUGAGCCCCGAGCUCCCCUUACCUCCAGGAAGUCUUCUUCUUCACCACAUAGGUGUAGCCGCAAAAGACAGAAGUCCUGAACCUUCUAGUGACUCUUUUACCUCCUCUGACGCCGGGGAGUUCCAGUCACCUCCUCUCCCACCUCUCCUCCCUCCCUUCGACUCCUCAGCUGCUCAGUCCAUCCCUCACUCGUCCUCCGCUGCGUUCUACGAUUCAUCCGGAGGAGUGUUCUCCGUAGAUCCCCAGGGACAUCCACCCUCCAUGCAGAGCUUUCUCCCUGCUACCCCAUCCACUGAGCUUGGGGGAGCAUCGUCCACCCAGCUGGAGUCUCUGAUCCAGAGUGCCUGGGCUCGGCAUGGAGGGGUGAUACCAGCCCAACCCGAUAUGACAUACCAUGAGUCAUUGCUGGCCAUGCAGGCCGCUAACCCCACUCUGCAGCAGGUUCAGGCUCCCAUCCCGCAGUCCUCUCCGGGACCACCUCUGGUCCCUGCCAACACCCAGCCAGCUCCUCCUGGGACCCCCCAACAGGUUGUUUCAUCCAGUCACAGUGUUACAUCAAUUCAGAGCCCCUCACACACAUCUCUACCGCACGCGUCUUCACAGCCCAGUGUAACUCCGUCUACCGUUUCCUUGGUGACCCUGCCCUCUCCUUCGCCGUCCCUCCCUGUUACCAUGCCGACAGCGGCCGUGGCUUCCCCUCCCUCUCCUCUGCCACUCCCUGUUGGGGUGCUGCCUACUAUUGUUUCCCCUCCUCCUCUUCCUCCUGUGCCCCAGCCAUUUGCCACGAUGGUGCCAAUCAUCAGUGUAGUCACCGCCCCGCCUGAUACUCCCAUGGAAGCCCCUCCCCAGUCUGCCUCUCAGUCUUCAGAGCUGUCCCAGUCCCAACUACAGCCACCUCAAGUUCUCUCAUCUAUAGAGAGUGGCCACUCUGAGACUUCAGGUCUUAGUGACGGCAACGAGGGAGGAGGAGGAGGUCGCCAUGAUGGGCGCUCCACCAAGCGACAUCAGAGGCGUUCUGUGCGAAGUCGAUCACGCAAUGAGAAGACCUCCAAGGCGAAACUCAAUGUCCUCAAUAUCUCCAACCGAGGAGACAGGGUCGCAGAGUGUCAGCUGGAGACCCACAACAGGAAGAUGGUGACUUUCAGGUUCGACCUGGAUGGAGAUAACCCUGAGGAGAUCGCCCAGAUCAUGGUCCAGAGCGAGUUUAUCCUGGAGAGUGAGAGGGAGUCGUUCAUUGAGCAGGUCAGAGAGGUGAUAGAGAACGCGGAUGAGAAGGGCCUGGAGAGAGACACAAACAGCCAGAUGGCAGGUGAUAUGGCGCAGCAGAUUCCUGCUAUAUCUGUCCCCAUGCCAGACAUCCCUCCCAGUGCAACAGCACAAGUGGUCCAUUCAGCAGGUCGGAGGUUCAUCGUCAGCCCCGUCCCUGAAGCCAGGCUGAAGGAACAAAUGUUUCCCACAUCUCCUUCUCCUGCCCGAGCACCUCCUGUUGAAACAGCUCCAUCUCCGACUCCAGGCCAGGGUGUGGGGCUGUCCCAGUCUGCUGGAGCCAUAAGCUUUCAACAAGCCUUCUCUGAGCUCAGACAGAGCCAGAAUCAGUUUGAUGCCGGACCCAGCACCGCCCCUGCAUCCAUCCACUCCACCCAUCCUCUUCUGCAGCCUGCAGCAGCUGCUGUCCCUCCACAGGCUAGCUCAGUCACUCCUACUGUGGAUCCUACUGCUGGACUUGUUCCUUCUAGUUUGAACCAGGCACAGGAGCAGGUCUUGGACGCCUCUCUUCCUCCCCCUUCCUCCUCCUCUAUGCCCUAUGUCGGUCUCAGCCCUCCUUGUUCCUCCUCCUCUCCUCCUACUGUGAUGAAUCAGUCCAUUCUUCAGUCACAGGUCCUUUCACAGCCGGGGGUACAGGCUGUGUCCCAACCCCAGGCACAGGUGCCGGUCCAGGGGCAAGCACAAAUUCAGCCCCCGGCUUUCACCCAGCCUCAGUCUCAAACUGUCAUUGCUACUUCAGCACCCUCCACUUUACCACCUGCCAGCAUCUCCAGCGUCCCCCCAUCAAUGCUUACCUCCCCUCCUCCUGCCCAGACUGUCCCUCUUGUAUCCUCCCCUCCCUCCUCCACUCUUCUAGCCGGUGAAGUCUCUUCCGAUCAUCUGUUGGUCUCUCCCACCUCCUCCUCUACUGCUACCCUCUCCUCCUCCCUCAUCCCCACCACUGCCAUCCCAGGCCCGCAGCUCACUCCCGCUGCCUCCUCCCACACCACCACACCUCCCUCCUCCUCCUCCGUGGGGCUCCAGCAAGUGACCACCAGUGUUCCUUCAGCCCUGCCUGGGCAGACGCACACACACUGUGGGGAAUGUGACGCGAGGUGUGAGGCAUUCAAUGAGUCCCAAGGCAAACCGGACGACAUCCAAGCUCUGGAGAAGAAGCUGCGGUCUCUCUUCAUGGACCUCGGUGGAGGGGUGCCAUCCAGCCAGGGAGACAUCUUAGCUGCUGACCCUGCCUCUGGAGGCCACGUGCCAGGUACCUCGUCACCAGUAGGCCCCUGCUCUACCUCCAGCACAUCUGUCACCACGCCGGUCUCCAGCCAGACAGCCAAUCCUCCUCAGCCCCCCUCCAGCCUGCCGCUGGGGUCACCUGCUCCUAACCAGGGACCGGGAACUCCCAUCUCCACCCCUGCACCGAUUGUUUCUACAGUCAUCCCUGCUUCAUCCUUCGGCCAGACCACUCCAUCCAAACCUCCUUUAUCCAGGGCUCCGGCCAGUUCUCCUCCUUCAGAACUCCUGCCAUCAUUCCCUGGACCUUGUCUAUUACAGUCCCAGCAGCCUCUGGAGGACCUGGAUGCUCAGUUGAGGAGAGCACUGAGCCCAGAGACCGUUCCUGUCUGCACACACACACAGGCCUCUCACAGUGGCAUCCAUUCACUGGGACAUCCAAUUCCCUUAUCUCUGGAUGAAGCGACGGAGUCCUCUUCUAGUGCUUCAGGUGGAAUUAAACUGGGAAGAUUUCAGGUCUCAUUGGCUACUGAAGCACCUCCUGUCCAACGCCCGGCCUACACUGAAUCUUCCUCCACCACCUCCACCUCGUCUUCUUCCUCCUCUUCCUCUUCCAGUCUCUCCAGCCCGGAGAAUACACUGCACAAGAACUCCUUGUCUCCUCUGAGAGGGGGAGGAGGCCAAGGAGGAGACGUCGUUGACGGACUCCCCCAACGGUCUCUGGCAGGGGCCCACCACCCCUCCCCCCUCACCUCGCCGUGCCCCUCUCCUAAGCCCAUUACUACCAUCGGACGCUUCCAGGUUACCACCAACCCAGAGGCCCGUGUUGGUAGAUUCUUAGUCAGUCGCGCCCAGGAGCAGAGCCUCGAGUCCAGGCAGACCCCUCCACCCGCUGCCCAGGCUGCUAACGGCCCCAGUAAUCCUGGGCAGGUUUUGAGUCCAGACUCCACUCAUAAAGCCUCGCUGCCAAGUCUAAACAACAACUCCUUCAAUAACUCCUACAUCAGCAGUGACAACGACUCCGAAUUUGAGGAUGACGACUUUAAACUGGAAGUCAGCCACCUCAGAGAAAAGCACAUGCGUGAGAACCUGGCCCUGCACUCCCGCCAGAAGGAGGAAAUAGACAGUCUCUUCACCAGGCUGGGAAAGGUUCCUCCAGCUGCAGUGCUCCCCCCAGUUAUAGGCUUGACUGGCAGAAGGAGACGACCUACCAAAAGCAAAUCGUCCAGAACCAGCUCCUCGCACAGCAGCAAGAGUCCGUUACAGCCAGGCAGCACUUUAUCCGCCCAGAGCGUCCCCACCAUGUACCCCGGCCAGCUGGCUCUGUUAGCCCCUGGAGGAUUAGCCGAUUCAGGCAGCAGUACUCUGCUCCAGCCACUCAAACCCUCUCCCUCCAGCAACAACCUGUGUUCGGCCUACACCAGCGACGCGGCGCUCUCUGUGCCCAGCCUGUGUGCUCCCACCCCAGGCUGUGUAAAGUUCAGCUGGGGUUCGGAGCGUUUGGCCUUCAAGCCUGGCGGCAGGAGGACGCGCUUUCUGAGUACGCCCUGCUUGGCUCUUUGGAAGAUGGUGAAAAAAGUCUGCCCCUGCAACCAGCUCUGUAGGACUAAUAGCACCAACGCAGUGAGCGGUUCAGGUGGUUUGGGUCAGAGCCAGGGGGGUUCUCAGUGUCUGCCCUCCAACAUGUCCGCCCCGCACCAGAGGAAAGGAACCUUCACCGAUGACCUCCAUAAACUGGUGGACAACUGGGCCAGAGAUGCCAUGAACCUCUCACAGGGGAAGAGGAGUGCCAAACAGCUGCAGCAGGCCCCAGCACAGGGACAUAGCUACGAGGUUAUCCAGUCAGCCAGUCUGGGCAGGAAGUACUCUUCUCCCACCCAGCUUUGUCCCAGCAGCAUUGGAGGUUCAGCCCACCUCCCUACGAACUCCACCACCGCUACCUCUCUGGCUACCCGAAAGGGCUCCCUGUGCCACCCCCCUGCCUCAUCCACUCCAUCUCAACCCCAACCUCCUCAGUUCAUCCACUACAACCCCACCUCCGCCUUCAGCGCACAAUGGUCCGGACCGGCUCACGGCGUGUCAACCCCACACCAGGUCCCGGCACAGCCUGGGCCUCUACUGGUCAGCACCUCCCAGCCCCUGGGCCCCUACUCCACUGUUGGUGGACAGGGCCAGAUUCCAGGGCAGGGGCCACUCCAGGCUUUCCAUCUGACCAAUUCUCUCAAGAAGUCGGUUAGCAACCCAGGAGGACCCAACCUGAGGACCACGUAGGGCUGGGGGUGAGGGCUGGUUGGAAUUACGGCCCGACUGGACUGUUGUAGAACAGAGUGUUACAGACUGGAGAGGAUGUAAGAACUGCAGGAGCGUGGACAGCGAGGGGUUUGAAAUGACAGAAGCUGACUUGUUCAAGAGGAGAAAUGAAGAGGAGCGAAGAAAUCAGGAAUGCGAUGUGGUCACAUCUCCACAGUUAUGCAUCUCACACCUGCAUUCGUGUGUGUGUGUGUGUGUGUGUGUGUGUGUGUGUUCUGCUGUGUUUUACAGCGGGCUUGUGACAGUCAGCCAAAUGCUCAAGGAUAAAGGAAAAGACUCAUGAGUGCAAUGUUAUAAGGCCAAAGAGGUUUUGACAGGGUGCGGGAUUGGUGUUAAUAACUGUUUGUGUGUGAGGUAUUUUGUAUGCGCAUUUAUGGCUCAGCCACACUUGUUUAAUUUCAUUCUCUAAAUUGAGUGAGCAAGUCUUUACAAGGCAGGUCACACAAUCACCCUUGUGAGACAGCGGAGGAGAGAUGAGGAGGAAUGUGGUGGCCAGCUUUGUGUCCACACAACACCGUUUAAUAGCUUCUAAUGCUGUGAUGCUUAAAAUAUGUAAUAUGUCAACGGUUUAGUUCUCAGACUGAGUAUUAAAAAGAAAAUGUCAAGCUCUCGAAGAAGAAGAUAGAAACUUGCAGGUUUUCCAAAAAGAAUAGAAAAGACAUUGGCACUGCAUAAAGAGCUAUAGUGGAUACAGAGGGGGGGCAUGGCUGGCCAUCGCAUUAAGGUUGGCUUAGUGUUCAGUGUCAACAUUAAACGAUGCACAUGAGGCUACCGCUCUGAAAUCAACCAGUGGCAGAAUCUUAAGUUCAGGAAGUGUUUUUUCUUCAGUAUUCAGAAUUUGGAAAUGUUCCUCAAUUCAAAGCACAAAAAUUUAAGAACAAAUCAAACUCACAUUGAGAAUUUGAGCGUCUGGACGUCGAGCAUGGAUCAGAGUAGGUACUGUCCAGCACUUAGUGGGGUUUUGACUCGUCGGCUUGCAGAAAGAAUUUAUGACCGCUACUCCUCUGUAACCUUCAGUGUCUUGUUCCUCCCUUGUUCUGACAAACCAUUCAAACAGAUGGAGAGUGGUGGAUGAAGAGGGAGAGCAGCGAGCAAGUGUUUCUAUUAAAUAACAGCUCAUCGGUCUCCUGUUCCACGGCUUACUUUAGGAGCACACUGGGCUGUGUGCACCAUUACUAAAGUGCUGAAUGGACUGGAAAGAUGCCUCUGCACACCAAACACCUCUUCCUCCAUCCCUCUCUCCGCCUCUCUGUUGCCAUUUGAAGCAAUAACAGCAGAAACCUUUUAGAGAUUAAAAAAAAAAGAAAAGAAAGCCCAAACAUGAGAGAACUGAGCGUGAAAAAGUGGCCUUGUUAUCAGAAUAAUAUCAGAGUCCCUGUACAGGUUGUGUCUCUGUUUAUUUUUUAGAACUUCAGCCAUGAUGAUUCCAUUUCGUUGUUUUAUUGUUUUUGUUUUGUUGGGUUUGUUUUGCUUGCUGCCCCCAGCUAGCAAACACACACACACACACACACACACACGCACACACACACACAAUAUGCAUGAGACAUUCAUAUAAACACACACACCUGCAUACACACACAGUCAUGCACAGACUCCUGUAAAUACACACACAUUGUUGGAGGCAUAGCAGCCGUUUAACAGACAAAUACACAGACUAAUGCCUCAGUUCUUUGUGUCAUCAUUAGGUUGGUUUCAACAUUUGUGUUGAAAUGAUUGCAAUGUACAUUGUUGUCAUAAUUAUUGUUGUUAAUGAAUAUUAUUCUAUUUAAAAAAAGAAACAAAAACGUGUUCUGUCGAUGGACCUGUUAUACGCACACAUCGGUGUACGAUGUGGAAACACUGUGAUUAUUGUUUAUUAUUAGCAAAUGUUGUUGGACAACAUUAGAUUUAGGGUGAAUAUCACAAAUAAAAUAAAAAAGGAUGCAGAGAUCAGUUUGGGGUCCUUUCACUUUCAAUUCACUGCUUUCAGCAACUGGAUUCUCAUCAAAAUGUGAAAAUUGAGAACACCUCCUUUUCAAUAAUCGUCCUCACAUCCAGCGACUGAGGACAUGCUUGAAAUGAAUGCCUUACCGACAACUAAUCAACUGCAGUGUUAGUUCCUUUUUUAUAACUGAUUGAAUUGAAAGUCGAAACUGACCUCCAAGUCUGAAUAUAAAGACAAACCGGAGUGAACGGCAGGAUAGUUGAUAUUUAGAUAAUAAAGAAAUGCUAGCUAUUUUGUUUCUUAAUACAGUACUUAUAUAUCAGACACUUUAAAUAGCCCUCCUCUUCCCUUUCUCCCCUGGUUUUGUUAGAUGAAUGUGAAUGUAUAAACCAAUGGUGUCCAUUUUAAUGUACUUGAAAAAAAAAAGUCUGUCUUUUAUUUUAGCUUUCUUUUGCUUCCCCUGACCCUCCCCUAGAGCCUCCGGUGAAUACCGGAGGUACUUACUAGUGCCUUGCAUUCUUCCUGUUGCUUGUGUCCGCGGGGGUUGAGGACUUGGGUCAAAGUAAGCACGCUUCGACAGCAUGUGUGGAGAGUUUUACGGGGGGUGUCACUUUGAAGUCAGUUGAUUGGACCUGGUGUUGGAGCAGGUAUGCAGUAGAUUGGUGGAGAUGCAGUAAUGAUGGCUGUUAGCCGCUUCAGCGUGCGCUACAGCUGGUUUGUGGUUAAUUCUCUUCGAUUUCAAAUUAUUGAGUGUGUUUUCCCCCUAAAAGAAAAAAUGUUUCCUCAUCUUAGCUCUUUGAAUUGAUAGAAAGAUGAAUUGACCCCAACUCUGCUGCCAUUUAAACCAAUGAGAUUGACCACUUAAGAUUGGAAAAAGGCCACCAUAGUGUUGUUUCUGUGAAGGGAGGCCCAUUGCUGUGCUUUACCGACACACGAGGCCUGACUAAAGGCCCGGUUUCACUGCCAACGUGAUGAACGAUGGAGAGAACAUGAGAGUUUAUCUGUGCCAUUUCUUCAGGGUUUUAAAUGUAGGUAUUGGGUGGGAGGGAGUUGUUAAAGAUUGUAUUUUAAGCUUGGACCACUCUGUAUUUUAGAGGCACUGGCCCAGGUGCAGCAUAAAGUCAACAGAGGACUCAUUGGUACAGUGAACUAAAAUUAUUUUCUUUUUCUGUUGAUGUAGUAUAGAUUCCAAAGGACCCAGGUUAAAAGACUCAUUUCGACUUAGUGUGUCUAAAUUUCAAUCUCUUGAGUCUUCGAUAGCUGGAUUGAAAUGUGGUAGGGGCCAUGAUGUUCUACUCUUCUAUCGGUUGAAGUGGGUUCAAAAGGAAUUGGCUUGUGAAAUGGUGCGAGUGGCUAGUGAUGAUGCUGUGGCCUCUGGAUUAGGGAAAUCAAUUAGAUUUGACAGUGACCAAACACGCCACCAACUGUCAUCAAGAUUCAAAAGAUGCUAAAUCCUGAUUGGUGCUCUCCACUUCAAACGAGUGAGAAGAGAACAGAGAAACAAAGAAAUACAGAAGUCUCUCCUGUAAAGUGUCCAAACGUUGUCAUGAAAUAGUAUUUUUAUGUAGGAACCCAUCAAUCACAGUAAGAAGCUAAUUGAGAAAAUAGGUUUUUAAGCCAUCUAGCUCCUCUAGUGUAACCCAAAUAAUUUACGCGGCCAGCAGAAUUAUACUGUUUUUUUUGUUUGUUUUUAGAGAAUUGCUGCUAUUUUGCAAAACAAGUCUGCAAAAGGUAUGAAUAUUGUCUCUACACUCCUGUUCCCACUGUAUGUUUCUGUAGCUGCACCAUUGGGCUUCACAGAAAUGACUGUUAACCAUAAAUGUAAGCAAUAUUUGAACAUAAGGGCAUCGCAGUGCUAGAGGUGGUGGUGGUGGUGGUGGUGGUUAGAAUGGCUUUGAGCACACUGGUGGUUCUGAUGAUUGUUCUGGUAGUGAUGACGGUGGUUUAACUGAUGGGAGUGAUAGUGAUAAUGGCGGUUUUAGAUUCAAGGCCUUUGACACCCUGUCCUCUUGUCUUUUUCUUUUCAUUUGUCCGUGCAAAUGAAACAUAUCUGGUACAAACUUUUACAUUCACUUAAAAGAAUUUGGGAAUGGGUGUUCUGGUGUUCACAUCAAAAAGGUUACUUUGUAAAGUUUGUACAAAGAAAACAUAGCUUUUGCUUGUUUCUUGGGAUAUUUUCCAUUUCUCAUGAAUAAUAAUGCAACAUUUUUUACUACUAGGCAAGUUUGGUUGAAGCUGUGAAUAAUCAUUGAGCCACUUUGCUUUAGUUCUGGUAAUCAUGAUCUGUUCAAAGAAGUCAAACCUUUAAUGACGCCAUCGACUCAGUGCCAUUUGACUUUUUGUCAGUGGAGUGGAAACAUCAGAGGUAAAGAAUCUAAAAAAAAGUAAAUUCAGUGUAUUUUUUACUAAUUUUACUCACUGGAGCUGUUUUGGUUGCCAGGUAACAUCCUGGAUUUUCAUUUUGCAAUUGCACGAGCCUCAAAUGAUUUCCACAGUAGAAGUUUGAUCAUAUUUUGCUGUGUCUCUACUACAUAAUUACUUUGAAAGGAAUGCCUACUGUGCAGCGGCUACAAUGCAAUAUUAUUUAAAGUUACAGUAAGCUGUCAAGCUCUGAGGUUACAGUUUGGUUUGACAGUUACGCCCCCUCCUGGAGGACUCUUAUGUUUUCCAGCUCUAGAGUCAAAGAUCAGUGGGUGCAUUUAUUGUGAAGUGUUUUUUUUGUUUUGUUGUGGUGGAGGACUCUUACUGUGAAAGGCUUGAGAGUUAUCCAGUGCCCGCACUCUUAUUGUGAAGUUAAAGUGGAAAAGUAGGAUUCUUUUUCUGGUGACACACAUACGGUGUAGCAAUAGUUGUUUUAGAUUCAGUUUCACAGUUUUUGCCUGUUCAGGAUUCGCUAACCUUUAUGCUUUUUACUGUAGAGGUGCCAACAUGUAAAAAAUGCCUUUCAGUGCACCAACAGAUCCACACGUACAGAUUGAUUCAGUGUAUCUCCCUGCUGUUUCAUGUAGCUUGCUCCUGUGGAAUGAUGUCGAGUCUCCAGCACAGCAACAGUUUCUCUGACUGUUACUGAAAAACAUUUUUCUCAACAUGUUUCUGGUUUCUCUGAUGCUCUCAUGUUUUGUUUUGUUUUUAUUUCUCACUUGUUUUAUCAGCAGUUUUAAUGUCUGUAGCGGCACCUAACUUAAUUCAGUGGUUUAAUUUUUUCUGUAUCGUGUUUGACAUUGUACAAAGUGGUUGAAUUAAAAAUAAACACAUGAAUGAAUGAAACAAAAACAAAAAAAAUACAUGUAGGGAGUCAUCGGCAGCCUUUAACGGUAUGUUUUGCACUAAGUAUAGAGUGUUCAAGCUUCAUAUAAAAAAAAAGAAAAACUGCGCUACAAUAAAAUGAAAUUUGUUACUUUAUUUGUAAAAACUUAAUAAAUAAAAAUUGUUUAAAUUAA